Molecule: messenger RNA, 4353 nt
Organism: Mus musculus (house mouse)
Lineage: Eukaryota; Metazoa; Chordata; Mammalia; Rodentia; Muridae
Gene: Uap1
Product: UDP-N-acetylglucosamine pyrophosphorylase 1
Exons: 12
Coding region: 260-1777 (505 amino acids)
Biological process (GO): UDP-N-acetylglucosamine biosynthetic process
Cellular component (GO): cytosol
Molecular function (GO): protein serine pyrophosphorylase activity; UDP-N-acetylglucosamine diphosphorylase activity; uridylyltransferase activity
Source: RefSeq, marked validated
GAGUAGCCGAGCCGAAGGAGCCGCGGGAUUGUCGAGGGAGUUACACACACACAGCUCUCAAGAAAAAUGAGUAGGAGAUGCAGUACUAUGGUUAUCGCUGUGUCAGACAUGAAAAAUUAGGGUGAGCCGGGCAUUGGUGGCGCACGCCUUUAAUCCCAGCACUUGGGAGACAGAGGCAGGCGGAUUUCUGAGUUCGAGGCCAGCCUGUUCUACAGACUCUCCCUACUCUGUUUUUACCAAGCUUCACUACCAGAGCACUAUGAAUGUCAAUGACCUCAAACAAAGGCUGUCCCAAGCUGGGCAAGAGCACCUGCUGCAGUUCUGGAAUGAGCUGUCCGAAGCCCAGCAGGUAGAACUUUAUAUGGAGCUCCAGGCCAUGAACUUUGAAGAGCUGAACUCCUUUUUCCGGAAGGCCAUUGGUGAAUUUGAUCGAUCCUCUCACCAAGAAAAGGUGGACGCACGAAUGGAGCCUGUGCCCCGGCAGGUUUUGGGCAGUGCUACCAGAGAUCAAGAGCAGCUGCAGGCCUGGGAAAGUGAAGGACUUUCUCAGAUUUCUCAGAACAAAGUAGCAGUUCUUCUUCUAGCUGGUGGGCAGGGGACAAGACUUGGAGUCUCAUAUCCCAAGGGCAUGUAUGAUGUUGGCUUGCCAUCCCACAAGACGCUUUUUCAGAUUCAAGCAGAACGUAUUCUGAAACUCCAGCAGUUAGCUGAAAAACACCAUGGCAACAAGUGCACCAUCCCAUGGUAUAUAAUGACCAGCGGCAGAACAAUGGAAUCAACGAAGGAGUUCUUCACAAAGCACAAGUUCUUUGGUUUAAAAAAGGAGAAUGUGGUGUUUUUCCAGCAGGGAAUGCUGCCUGCUAUGAGUUUUGAUGGGAAAAUUAUCUUGGAAGAGAAAAACAAAGUGUCUAUGGCUCCAGAUGGGAAUGGUGGUCUCUACCGGGCUCUUGCAGCCCAAAACAUUGUGGAGGACAUGGAGCAAAGAGGCAUCUGCAGUAUUCAUGUCUAUUGUGUGGACAACAUAUUGGUAAAAGUGGCUGACCCGCGGUUCAUUGGAUUCUGCAUUCAGAAAGGAGCAGACUGUGGGGCAAAGGUGGUAGAGAAAACGAAUCCCACAGAGCCAGUUGGAGUGGUUUGCCGGGUGGAUGGAGUAUACCAGGUGGUAGAAUACAGCGAGAUCUCUCUGGCAACAGCUCAAAGGCGAAGUUCAGAUGGACGGCUGCUGUUCAAUGCAGGGAACAUUGCCAAUCACUUCUUCACUGUCCCGUUCCUGAAAGAUGUUGUCAAUGUUUAUGAACCUCAGUUGCAGCACCAUGUGGCUCAAAAGAAGAUUCCAUAUGUGGACUCCCAGGGGCACUUCAUUAAGCCAGACAAGCCAAAUGGAAUAAAGAUGGAAAAAUUUGUCUUUGACAUCUUCCAGUUUGCAAAGAAGUUUGUGGUGUAUGAAGUAUUACGGGAAGAUGAGUUUUCCCCGCUCAAGAAUGCAGACAGUCAGAACGGGAAGGACAACCCGACCACAGCAAGGCAUGCUUUGAUGUCCCUUCACCACUGCUGGGUCCUCAAUGCCGGGGGACACUUCAUAGAUGAGAAUGGCUCUCGCCUCCCAGCCAUCCCCCGCUUGAAAGAUGCCAAUGAUGUACCGAUCCAGUGUGAAAUCUCUCCCCUCAUCUCUUAUGCUGGAGAGGGCCUUGAAGGUUAUGUGGCAGAUAAAGAGUUCCAUGCACCGCUAAUCAUCGAUGAGAAUGGAGUUCAUGAGCUGGUGAAAAAUGGCAUAUAAAUCCUAACGGGCCACAUAGGGAGCCGUUGUUUUGGUAGAUCAAUUGUGAACCUGUGGGACCUGUCCUGGACAGCUGAAGUUUGGACGUGCAUCGAGUCUCAUUCGCUUGCUAGUGUCUGCUAAGCAACACAGACUUCCCAGACCCAGAUGACUGGAGUUCAUUUUUAAAAGCAUUUUUUUUUUCUUUUUUGUGAUUCUCAACUCUCUGAAGGUCUUAUUUAUAUUUUUUAACUAUAUAAGUUCUUCCAAGCCAAGGCUCAUAUUGGCCACCCAGGAAACUUCGUCAGCUUGACUCUGGUUGGAUGUUCAGCAUGACUUCACUUGAAGCUGGAAGCAUUUGUUUUUGAAGUUGUACAUAUUGAUAAGUCAGCGUAUGUGUCAGAGGUUUCUAUGGUACUAAAAUUUUGUUUUAUUUUAUCAAGCAUUAAAGUUUUUUAAGAAAAUAACUGGACAGCAAAAUAAAAUUAUCUUCUUGUCACUGCCUUGUUUCUACCUUAAGAAAAUUCUAUUGGCAAAAUACAAAACUUGGGAAGUGUUUUGAGAUAAUGCAUAAAAACAAGUGCGUGGAGUCACGGCUUUCUUCAGCAGGCAGCCGACGUUGGGUUUUGUCUUCUGUCACUCUCCAGUCUCUACCAAAUGUUUUUCCCAGAUGCAAAGGGCACUUGGCUCAGUUGGAGACACUUUUGGUACCUGGUUGGGCAAGUGGGGUGGUACUAAUACCGUAAAGCAGAUCCAUAGCAAAUGUGUGGAGUAACCUCCUACAGCAAGGAGUGACCAGCCAGUGUCCUCCAUAGCAAAUGUGUGGAGUAACUCCUACAGCAAGGAGUGACCAGCCAGUGUCCUCCAUAGCAAAUGUGUGGAGUAACUCCUACAGCAAGGAGUGACCAGCCAGUGUCCUCCAUAGCAAAUGUGUGGAGUAACCUCCUACAGCAAGGAGUGACCAGCCAGUGUCCUCCAUAGCAAAUGUGUGGAGUAACCUCCUACAGCAAGGAGUGACCAGCCAGUGUCCUCCAUAGCAAAUGUGUGGAGUAACCUCCUACAGCAAGGAGUGACCAGCCAGUGUCCCAGGAUUUAAGGCUGAGAGGCAUGCUUAAAUCAGUUAUUUACCUAUUGUCCGUACAUAUCUUGUAGCACUUAAAACUUAAUCACUGCAAUUCUGAUCUUUUUAAAAUUAUAAGAUUGAAAAAGAGCGGCAAACGUGAAUCUUCAAUGUGUACCAGAAGUCAUGAUUGUUGAUAAACCAUUUAUUUAAAAGUUCACUUUGCAUGGAAAUACUGAGCAUUAUGGAUACAUUUAAAUAACAUGCUUUGGCCCCCUAACAUCUAGAUAAAUGCAAGAGUGUAGAAAUUAUAUUUAGAGACUAGCACAUUUUAUUUUCCAUUAAUAAGCUACUGUAAGAUAGAUCAAGUGUGAGCCUUUAAAUGUCACUUUUUACAGAGCUUAUAUGUUGAUUGUUGGGUUUUGUUCGUUUGUUUUGUUUUUGUACUAAGGCCUACCUAGUAUAUCGUGCAUAUCUUCUAUUUCAGCAGCCCAAUGUUGCUGUUAUCUAUUGAAGAGAUUUAUGGAACUCGAGUUCUCUUUUAAUGAGCUCCAAGUGGAUUGAGUUUUUAGCACCUGAGUGUGGGAUCCAUUGUCAUUUGUUUUCCCAGAACCUUUACUUGUUAUUUAUCUUUCUGUGUCGUUAGUUUACUGGACAUCGCAUGGAAGAGGAGGCACAGGGGGCUGGGAUGGUAGUGGAUGGGAGGAACAGCAAAGAGAAUCUCAAGUAAGGAGAGAGCCCGGAGGCCAUGACAGUGUGAGGAGAAGCACGUAUGCCACAGGCAGUUCUCAUUAAGUCCUGCCCCAACGUUAUCCACAUUCAGGACUGGAUAGUGUUUCCAAAAGAGGAACCGAAGUCAUUUGGCCACAGUGGAGAUUUUAUGAGAGAAUUAAUAGAGUCCACUCAGAUCACACUAUGAAUAUUUGAUUGGCAGCCACCGUGCACAUGUGCAGGCCCUCAGGUGUGUUCCAUUGCUUCCACUGGAAGAUGAACAAAAGGCGUGUCGAUCCCCACCUCCAUCCCCAGGUUUGGAGGCUUUUCAUGAUGGGAGAUUUUAUUUCUAGUUCUAGAUUAUCUUAGCAUUUCCUCUUGAUGACUGCCAAGUCUGAUCUGGAGAAGAGGUGAGAGACACCGUGUAUAAUCUAUGAGGAAUAUAAUCUACAGCCAUUUGGUUAGUUUUCCAGUCUGUUUUUCUACUGCCCGAGACGGGUGCUUUUGCAAUUCAGUCUCUGGUGUCGCAAAACCACAAUGUUUACCUCAAAGGUCCUAAGAGAUCAUUUAUUCUGGAGUCAAAUAUGAGUGAUUGUAGCCCGGGAACACAAAGUUAGGUUACCCCAAAUUCCAUGUUCCAAUGUGGAAGUAUUUUUGAAGUCUUUAUUGUAAAACAAAAAAAAGUUGUAAAUCAAAGUGCUUUUCAAAUAUACUGAAGUUUAAAAUCAGAGAAAUCUCAGUUAUAAGCCUUAUGCUGUCUGAUAACUCUUAGCCUCUUGGCUGGAAGAGUAGAGUUUUGUUAGUUAAUACAUUCCAAAAGAUUUUU